Molecule: messenger RNA, 3157 nt
Organism: Spathaspora passalidarum NRRL Y-27907
Lineage: Eukaryota; Fungi; Ascomycota; Pichiomycetes; Serinales; Debaryomycetaceae
Exons: 2
Coding region: 1-2037 (678 amino acids)
Biological process (GO): peptidyl-threonine phosphorylation; peptidyl-serine phosphorylation
Molecular function (GO): ATP binding; protein serine/threonine kinase activity
Source: RefSeq, a predicted model, not a curated record
AUGACUGAGUUUGAAGACCGUUUCUCUCAGAUCAAUAUUGGUAAAUCCCCCACAAGGAGGAAGAAAGCAUACCCGCAACAUCUAUACCCAACACCCACACGCGACAGUGAACCGCACAGAAGAACUCCCCAAUCAACACUCCCACCUACUCCACAACUAAGCAACCCCCCACAUACACCAUCACGUGCCAUAUCCAAUGAACUCAAAUCUAAAAGCACAAUAAACCACCAGGACCAUCGGAUUAUCAGUUAUCCCAUGUCGGAACAACAGGGACUGAAGAAACAGUUCCAAUUCUCAUUCAUGAGAGAAACUUGGUCCUCCCAGCAAAAGAAGAAUAUAGGCCCAUUAACCAACACCACCAACAAUCCAUUAACCAUGAGUAAACCUGUUGUGCCGACCAGGAAACGGUCCGAACAGAGGAAACUGUCACAAACAUCAAGACCAAGACGGCUAGCCUCCAAUACCGUGCCUAUUAAGCUACAGCUAUCGCAAGCUACCAACAUACUAUCUGAUUUCGAGAUAUCUUCACCUACGAAACCAAAGACUAAAUAUCACCAUCCUAAUGCCGCAUCCCCAAUAAAACUACCCACAGCAACACAUUUCAACCCACCAACUAGAACUGCUUCGAAUUCAUCGGAUAAUGUGUUUAAUCGCUUAUACCCCAAACAUGAACAGGAAGCACCCCCACGAACUAUAAAACGCACCCGUCCGAAAAUAAGCAACAUACCUGAGUUAUACAACAUCCUCUCUCGAAAGCAACCCGAUUUGUUCAAAUGUGAAGAUCCACCAGUUUUGAAUUCACCAAUACCCGUUGAUCAAGUGCCCAUGAAUUCAUUGAAUAUCUAUGAACGCGGAGAAAUAAUUCGAAAGUCAGAACUAUACUACGUCCCUACUGAAUGCCGAACAAUAGACGUCAAAAACAGCGCCAACAAUUUUGGGUUUGACGAUAAUAAAGGUCAUUAUAUAAUUAUACCGCAGGACCAUAUCAAUUAUAGAUUUCAAAUAUUAGACACGUUGGGAAAUGGAUCAUUUGGAAAUGUCAUACUUGCCAAAGAUCAUAAAUUGAAUUCAACCGUGGCUGUUAAAGUCAUCAACAACAACUUGAACUGGUCUUUACAGGCUGUCAGCGAGAUUAAACUAUUAAAGUUGUUGAACGAGAAGGAAAGUAAUGAAAAUAUUUUGAGGUAUAUUACUCAUUUCAACUUUAGAAGUCAUAUGUGCAUUGCUACGGAGUUGCUAUCCCUUAAUUUAUAUACAUUACUCGAGCUAACCAACUUUCAAGGACUUUCCAUUGACAUAAUAAAGAUAUUUACUAAGCAGAUCUUGAAUGGAAUACAGUACUUGCACAAAUAUAAUAUAAUCCACUGUGAUAUAAAACCGGAGAAUAUCAUGAUUAAACUCCCAUCUACACCUAACUCCACCGACAUAUCUAUUAAGCUUAUAGACUUUGGAUCAGCAUGCUAUACCAAUGAAACAUCAUUCACAUACAUUCAAUCGCGAUUUUAUCGAGCUCCGGAAGUGAUCCUUGGCAGCAAUUACAAUGAAAAAAUCGAUAUUUGGUCGUUUGGAUGUGUGAUUACCGAGUUGUUCAUGGGAUCGCCAUUGUUCCCGGGCAAGUCCGAAAUUGAACAGGUUGGAUUGAUACUAGAGCUUCUUGGAUCACCUAAAAGUGGAACUAUACUUCGAAUGAGACGUCAUUUAACGAGAUCACAUGGCGACAACCACUACUUGGAAAACUCGUUGAGUAUACCCAAUGAAAAACAACUUAAACGAACAUUAUUAUUCAAGAUAUUCGAUAUCAAUGGGAAGCUUAAUUUACAAUUGGUGAAUAGUAUAAGUGCUGCAACUGGCAUUAAACGACAAUUUAAAGUCAAUUCUAGGGGACUAGACAUCGUCAUGGGAUUAAACAAACCCGGAAUGACCAUGUCACCCUACAAUAAAUCAACCUUGUUACGAUUCCUCGGCAAAAUAUUCAUAUGGGAUCCAAUUGAAAGAGCGGGCGCUAGUGAAUUAUUACAAGAACCAUUCUUAUUGUAAAACUACAAUACAUACACACAUAUAUAUUAAGGAUGUCCAUGAUUGGAACCAGGCCAGGCCGAGAUCUUCUCGGGCCGCGGUGUAGAUCCUGCACUACUGCUAGUGCUCUCUGCCAAUAUCUCUAUGUUAUCACUUGACUCAACUAGGGUGUUGAUGAGUCGAUUAAAGUCGUCCUUUACUUCGCCAUUGUCCAAUGUAUCGACAAACUGUUUGACUUUGUUUAGUUUGUCUGUUUCGAUAUCUUCUAAACUUCGUAUUAAUCGUGAUCCAAACUUUGCAUCGAUGGGCAAGUUCAGGUAAAUUCUCUUCUUUAGGAUAUUUAUCGUGCGCAAAUUGUCCAAUAGUUUUCGAUAGUAGCUUUCCGGAUUAUACUCUACUGAUUUGUUGUUUGAUUGCAACGGCGGAUUAAUCAAUAGUAAUGCCGCAUAGUAAAGCAUGAUGUGUAUGUGCACUGGGAUGUACUUUAAAUUAUCCACGAUAUCUUUAUCGUUAAUCACCAAAUUCAACACAGUUUGCGCGGCAUUGACAGCAAUGUUUGCAUUAAUCACCGCUUCAUCUGGCGAAAGCAACUCCUUGUUGGAAAUAAACUCGUCCUCUUGACUUGACGAGUCUGAAUCCGAGUCGGAAUCGGAAUCGGCAUACUCGCGGGUAACCUCCUCAAGACGUUUAGGAGUUGAACAUGAACUAUCCCAUUUCGGAAAUGGCCCAGUGUAAUCAUUAGGAUCAAUUUGCAACUGUCUCACGGCCGAGGAGUUAAUGUGCAUCUUGGCGAAAUUGUAAUAAAUCAAGGUAGAUUUCGUCGACCAUACAGCACCAUAGUUCCCUGGCGCAAGCAAGACCGUCCACGACACCAUCCACUUGUCCAACUCCAAGUUACUCUUGGACGGGAUCCCAAACGACGAAGGCGCGAGCAAGUCCCAGGCAUUCCCCUUGAACGCUUCGUUCAAGGCCUGAUUAUACUCGACUUGUGAGACUAGUCUCAUAUCAGUGAGCUUCUGCUUGUGUGCGAACCCCACCAAUUCCUGAUCUCGCGGCUUGUCCUUGAUCUUCUGUUUACUUGCUCCAUGAACCUUUUUCGUGGUGUCAGUCAAGAGAAGCUCUCGACUGUGGACUAACGAGU